Messenger RNA from Diatraea saccharalis (sugarcane borer), 3321 nucleotides. The record is from the annotation of a GenBank genome assembly. NCBI's taxonomy places the organism in Eukaryota, Metazoa, Arthropoda, Insecta, Lepidoptera, Crambidae.
GUCAGUUAUAUUAAACCACGGAUGCGAAUCGUGACUUUCAGUUUUUCUUAGUAAAAGCGUAUGUAUUAAAGUUUGCUUCAAGUGUAUUGUGUUCAGGAUAUUUGAAAAUGCCCAAAGUUUCAGUCAAAGUGAAAUGGGGUAAGGAGAUGUAUCCCGGUGUGGAGGUGAACACCGAUGAUGAUCCGGUUGUGUUCAAAGCACAAAUUUUUGCUCUUACUGGAGUGCAACCAGAACGUCAAAAGGUUGUAUGUAAGGGUGUUACACUCAGGGAUGAUGAUUGGGGUAACUUCAAAUUAACUAAUAAUGCAUUGGUAUUAGUAAUGGGAAGUAAGGAAGAGGAUGUCCCAUCUGUACCAGUAGAACAAACAAGAUUUGUGGAAGAUAUGAAUGAGUCAGAACUUGCUACAGCUUUGGAUCUUCCUGAAGGAUUAAUAAAUUUGGGGAACACAUGCUACAUGAAUGCAACAGUGCAAUGUCUGAAAACUGUACCUGAAUUAAAGAAUGCCCUAUUGAAUUAUGAUAAAUCGUCCGGGGGCGGCAGUGCCGGUGAUUUGACUAUCGCCCUCAGCGAGACUAUGUCGGCAUUAGAGCGCGGGGGGGCGGGCGCGUGCGCGGGGGCGGCGGCGCGGUUGCUGCGCGCUUUGCACGCGGCCGCGCCACGCUUUGCGGAGCGGGGUCCGGGCGGGGGGCUCGCGCAGCAGGACGCCUCCGAAUGUUGGACGGAGAUUGUGCGGGCGCUGCAGCAGCGAUUGCCCGCAGCGCCGGCGAUGCCGCAAACUUCUAAUGAUAGGAGCAAUGUGAUCGAACAAUAUUUUGGUGGUACCCUGGAUGUGGAGUUGGUAUGCUCGGAGGCAGAUGAACCACCUACAAAGAGUAAGGAGACUUUUCUGCAGUUGUCCUGUUUCAUCUCACAGGAUGUCAAGUACUUGCAGUCUGGACUCAGAUCAAAAAUGUCAGAACAGAUCACAAAAAUGUCACAAACGCUGGGACGUGAUGCGGUUUAUACUAAAACGUGCAAAAUCAGCCGUCUACCUGCAUAUUUAACGGUGCAAUUUGUCCGUUUCUAUUACAAAGAGAAAGAAUCUAUUAACGCUAAAAUAUUGAAAGACGUCAAAUUCCCUCUCGACUUGGAUGUAUACGAACUAUGUUCACCCGAACUGCAAGAACGACUGGCGCCGAUGAGAGCGAAAUUCAAGGAGUUGGAUGAUGCAGCCGUAGAAUCGUCAUUGACAACAAAAAAUAAAAAUCAAGGUGACAGUAGGAAAGAGAUCAAGAAUAAGACGGUUGUUCCGUAUUGGUUUGAAAACGACGUGGGCAGCAACAACAGCGGCUACUACCGUCUGCAGGCGGUAUUGACUCACCGCGGCAGGUCCUCCUCCUCCGGCCACUACGUGGCGUGGGUGGCGCGCGGCGACACGUGGCUGCGUUGCGACGACGACACAGUCACGCCGGUCACGCAGGACGAGGUGCUCAAACUCAGCGGCGGAGGUGACUGGCACUGCGCAUAUCUGUUAUUGUACGGACCUCGCGUAUUGCAGCUGCCCACCGUAGAGGAGCCGAUGGAGUCUGACCCCCCCGCUGAACCCUCCGGCGACCCCCCCACCGCGCUAGCGUAACCGCUCGCCCCGCUCGCUCAUUCGCUCGACUCCCUCGUACACUCGCUCGCGCAUUCCCAUCCGUCAGCGGUCUAAAAACAAUCAUCUUUUUAAAUUGGAUAAUGUUUUUUAAAGUAGUGAAAUAAAUAUCAAUAGUACACUUUAAGUACACAACAUAAUACUAAGUCCUUUCUUACAUUACGAUACUUGCAAUAGACGAUGACUUCAGUCGCGUACAAACAGAAUACUUGUUGGUAAAAUAUCUCUAGCUAAUAUAGCGAAGGGCAAUAAAAAUGUAUGUGAGUUAUUCCUCGAAGAGUUGCGUAUGAUCAAACUAGUCGUCUGUAAGUUUUGUAAUGUAAGAAGGGCCUUACUAAUAAUAAGACUUAUACAAAUUUUAAUCCGAGCGACGUAUAAGAAAUUUCCUUUGGAUUAUGUUAUUAAAAGCGUAGCAAUUGACAUAGUAGACUUUGAUAUUAUAGUUUAUGCUUUCAUCAUAUGUACGAUCGAUAGCAUGUUAGAUUAUGCGAAACAAAUUCUUCCAAUGGAUUUUAAACCCUAAUCUCUUAUUUAUUAAGUUUAAAAUUGAUUACAGAAUUUGUAUGUUUUAUGAUAAGCUGAUGUGCUGUAGUGUGUACUAUAUUUUAAAAUUAGUUUUUUACCUUAUAAAAAACGAUUUCUCAAUGAACCUUAUUCGACAGUUCCUAUCUUAUGUGCUUAUUUGUAUUUUUCAUUUUGGAAUAAUAUUCGUAAAAAGGAUACUUUGUUUCCCUAAAUUAUUUUUCUUGAUUUCAUACUACAUCGAUCGAAUAUAUGUGUAAGAAGACUUAAUUUUAAGACUGUGAAUCGAAACUGGCUAUAUAUAUUUAGAAUAUGCUAUUCAAUUAACGGAAUAUAACAUUAAAAUAGUGAGUUGAAUGCAAUUUCUGCUUAAGAUAAUAACUCUUUGAAUUGUUUCGUAUAAUUACAAUAAUGAAAUAUCACAAUAUUUACAUGUGUUUAUUUUCUUUGUACUAAAGCACAAUUUUCUCUGUACAAUUUACUAAAUACUUAAAAAUAGAUGUUUCUAAGCUGUCUUAUUUUUAUUUUACAUGAAUUGUAUUGAAAUCUCUUUAGUUUUCAUAAUGUAAAUGUAUUUUUAAGUUCAAUAAAGGAUAAUCUUAAAUAAUCAGUGCCAAGCUCUAUCAGCUGUUAUCUUUGUGAAUUCAUUCAAAUUGUUUAGUUUCUUUACCAGAAUUUAGUUUUUAAUUUAUCAAAAGAUUUUAUAUUUUCCAGUUAUCGAAUUUCGUAUCUUUUUUUUUUUUUUAUCAGAAGCAAGGAAAACGUUACGGCAUUUCACAUAAGGUUUAAUAUAAAAUGCCGUAACAAUGUGUGCUACGGCAUUUUACACUAGAUGUAGUGCUUGUUAAGGCAUUCAACAUUAUGUAUAUUAUAAAAAAGCAGUUACUAUGUGUUAUUACAAUAAAUAUAGUGCAAGAUACGAAAUUUGAUUAUUAAGCAAGCGUUAUAUGUGUAAUAAUUUCUAGUUUGUAUUGUGGUGGGACGCUACGAGCGAGUUAGCAAUUUGAUAUUUAUUCUUGAUAUUGGCAUUAUAAAUGCUGUUUGUCGCUUGAGGUACAUGAUAUUUUACGUAAAUAUCAUUAAGUUCUCUUUACAAGACGUAUUGAAUUUUAUAAGACUAAUAAUUAUACUAAACAAUGAUCGGUGAAUAAAUUUCAUUAAAUAU